AUGGGGGCGGACUGGGACGACCGGCGCUCAGAAAGCUUCGAAGCUUCCCCCGAGAAGACGGCCGGCAAAACUAUUUUUGUAAAGUUCUUUGCUCCCUGGUGUGGUCACUGCAAGAGCAUGAAACCAGCAUGGGACAAGUUGAUGGAGGACUACAAAGAGCAUUCCAGCAUACUAGUGGCCGACGUGGACUGCGUUGGUGACGGAAAGACCAAGUGCGACGAGGUCGGCAUCAAAAAUUUCCCAAGCAUCAAGUACGGGAACCCAAACAACUUGGAGGACUACACGGGAGGAAGAGACCUCCCGAGUCUGCAGAAAUUCGCACAGGAGAGUCUUCGACCGACUUGCGGGCCGGAGAACAUCGACUUGUGUGACGUGCUCAGCCGGAAGCAGCUGGAGGAGUACAUGGCAAUGCCUGCAGACGAGCUUAAUUCAAAAAUCAGGGAGCAGGAAGCAUCCAUUACAGCAGCAGAGAAGGAAGUGGACGAGCUUCUGAAAAGCAUGCAGAAGGAGUACGAGGAGGCAAAGAUUGCCAAGGAGAUAGCAUUCAUUAUCGUAUUGUGUGCCGCCCUCUGCACACGAUUCUGGCCUUGGACUCAUGAGAUUAGUCAAGGAGCAUCGGAUCAAGCUGAGAAGCGAUUUAUGACCUCUCGGAUGAAAGGAGCUGUGAAUCACAUAGGCCCUCGAACUGGUCGCUCGCCCGGAGGGGGAAUGAGAGAGUUGAGCCAUUUGACUAUGACGGGUGAGGAGGUGCGCAUCCGCCGGGCACAGGGCAAGCUGUCGGCAUCAGGCCGAGAGGACCCCGAAAGGUGUCAAAGCUCUUGUGCCACAGAGCGGAGCGAGGAGCGAAGUGCAACGCCGAGCCGCCCAGGCUUCGAGUUUGACGGCAAGGUGCCGAAGUACCUCAAGCUUAGCUGUGUGCUGAAGCCCCGGGCACAGCAGCCGCCGCCUCGACGCCGGCGCCGUCGGCCUCGUGCACUUCCGCAGCACAGCGAAGCCGAUGCCGCUGCUGCGCAGGAAGCCCUGAACAUCGUGGUUGCCGAGGCUGCAACCCCCAUCCGCUUGCGGGGCGCCGGAGGGGAGGUGCGGUUACCCGCCGAGACCUGGCUGGUGUUGGAUGCUGCUGCUGCCUCAAGGCUCCCUGAGGUAGUGGGUGACUUGCCGCUGGGCAGCGAGGCAUCGGGGCACAAGGCCUUCGUGCUGGAAAAGUUUGUACCAGCUCUGCGUCUGCUAGAGGACGCUCAGCUCAACUGGGCUGCAGCGCAGGCAAACUUCGUGCGCUGCUCGCGGGGGGCUUGUUUCCUGGCCUUGAAGCAUGCCGCCUUCGUUCUGAAGGUGCUGGCCACACGGCAUGCGCUGGACGAAACAGAGGCGCAGGGCGUGGACAACUUGCCGCAGCUGCGGACAGUUCUGGCGGACAUCGAUGACAAAGUCAGUCGUGCUGCAGGGCUAGUCGGUAGCCGGGCAGCAGCUGCCAUGAAGAGGCCGGAGACACCGCCACCGCGGCUCGUCAAGCCCAAGCCGGAUAAGAACGAGGUGGCUCCGGAGGCCCCCAGCCCGCGCCACACAGCGCUGCGAAGAGGCUUGCAGGCCCAGACCGACUUCACUGCGUUUGCAAACAGAAGAUUCGGGAACUGCGUGCGCUUGUGGUUCGUUCUGGAUCCCGAGGAGCACCUGAAGCUGGCCAAUAAGCAGUUUGUCCGGGGUUGCGAGGAGAUCGGAUUUUCCGGCUGCUUGACGACCCUGUGGCGACAGCUGGACCACGAUGGCUCAGGUAGCAUACUCUUCAGUGACAUCGACCCAGAGUCUGCCAUGCAGCUGGCCGACCUCAAGGUGAUCUUCACUCAGCAGUUCGAAGGAAGCGCCGAGAAGUUCAUGAAAUCUGUGGACUCCAAAGGCAGCCAUCGAGCCAGCAAAGAUGAAUUUGUGCGAGCGAUGGAUGCGUUGAACUGCCCUCCCGGGACAUCCCGGAGACUCUUUGACUUGCUUUGCCGCUACAACUGCACCACAAUUUCGGUCAAAGACCUGUUGUUCCUGCAGAGGUGGACCCCACCACCGUUUUACUUUGUCCGCGGCGACUUGCGGCUGCUCAACAGCUUCCGGAGCGCCCUGGCCGAGCUCCACGGGAGCGCUCUGCGUGCCUGGUUCCGGCUAUGGGAUCCCGACCAGCUGUUCCGGAUCUCUUGGUUCCGCUUUCGGCUUGGUGUCGCGAACAUCGCACGCCGCCAUGGCGGCCUCCCCAACAUGGAGGAGGACGCAGCCAAGGUCUGGAGGACGCUGGACGAGGAGUGCUUCGGCUGGGCGACCCUGCGCACCUUCUACCCCGAGGCUUUCGAGGCUGCGACUCGAUUGAAACGCUGGGCGACCCUGAGCCAUGGCAGCGUGGCGGUGGUCUCAGUGCAACUUGUCCUCAGGAGCAGAAGUCCGCCCGUCCCCAUCCCCGGCCCCUCAGAGCAAAUGCCACUGAGCCACGAGACUUGGGCAAUCGCCCGCCGACGUGCGAUUCAUGACAAGGUCUCUCGGAAGGUAAGGUUGCCCAACGUAUCCAAGACGCAAGAGGUGCUGGAAUUGCAGCAUGUCGACGCAUGGCGACAUAGCAAACAAGACAUGGUGGCAAUGGACGACUGA
This is a messenger RNA of Symbiodinium necroappetens, 2625 nucleotides long. Lineage: Eukaryota; Dinophyceae; Suessiales; Symbiodiniaceae. The record is from the annotation of a GenBank genome assembly.